Messenger RNA from Musa acuminata subsp. malaccensis (wild Malaysian banana), 1503 nucleotides. RefSeq names its product glycerol-3-phosphate dehydrogenase [NAD(+)]. Gene Ontology annotation, biological process: carbohydrate metabolic process; glycerol-3-phosphate catabolic process. Lineage: Eukaryota; Viridiplantae; Streptophyta; Magnoliopsida; Zingiberales; Musaceae. Gene Ontology annotation, molecular function: glycerol-3-phosphate dehydrogenase [NAD(P)+] activity; NAD binding; protein homodimerization activity. The record is from RefSeq and is a predicted model, not a curated record. Gene Ontology annotation, cellular component: glycerol-3-phosphate dehydrogenase (FAD) complex; cytosol.
GAGAAGGGAGGGGGCGUGGUGGGGGAGGUGAGGGGGAAGAACGGAAAGUGGAGGGAGCGAGCAUAGGCGGCUCCGCCAUUCUUUCCACAUCGCCUCCCUUCGGUCUCUCCGCGCCCAACUCCUCCGAUUCCUCCACCACCUUCCCCUCCCCCACAUAUCUAUAUACAUGGCUCCUUCCAUCGAAGGAAAGCGGCCCGAGGUGAAGUCACCAAUGAACACCACCUGCUGCAACCGGGAGGAGAUCACUCCCCGGUACAGGGUCACGGUGGUCGGCAGCGGCAACUGGGGCAGCGUCGCCGCCAAACUCAUCGCCUCCAACACCGUCAAGCUUCCCAUCUUCCACGAUGAAGUACGGAUGUGGGUGUUCGAAGAGAUACUGCCUGGUGGAGAGAAGCUGUCCAAGGCGAUCAAUCAAACUAAUGAGAACGUAAAGUACCUUCCAGGCAUAAAGCUCGGAAAGAAUGUGAUUGCAGAUCCUGACCUUGAGAAUGCAGUGAAAGAAGCAAACAUGCUGGUCUUUGUAACUCCCCACCAGUUCGUUGCGGGCAUAUGCAAAAGGCUUGUAGGGAAAAUAAAACCCAACACAGAGGCCAUCUCUCUGAUUAAGGGUAUGGAGGUUAAAACGGAGGGGCCAUGCAUGAUCUCGAAACUUAUAACUGAUAUGCUUGGGAUCAACUGUUGUGUUCUCAUGGGUGCUAACAUCGCUAAUGAGAUUGCUGUUGAGAAGUUCAGCGAAGCAACAAUUGGCUACAAACAAGAUAAGGAGGUUGCACAAAGAUGGGCUAGAUUAUUCUGCACCCCUUACUUCCUAGUAUCUGUGGUACAGGAUGUGGAAGGAGUAGAGCUCUGUGGGACUCUGAAGAAUGUGGUUGCUAUUGCAGCAGGUCUUGUGGAUGGCAUGAACAUGGGAAAUAACACAAAGGCAGCAAUAAUGAGGAUUGGUUUAAGGGAGAUGCGUGCACUUUCAAAACUGCUAUUCCCUUCUGUCAGAGACAGCACCUUCUUUGAAAGCUGCGGUGUGGCCGAUCUAAUAACAACUUGUCUUGGAGGGAGAAACAGAAAAGUUGCCGAGGCUUUUGCAAAAAGUGGUGGCAAAAGAUCAUUUGAUGAGCUAGAAGCAGAGCUAUUAGGAGGCCAGAAGUUACAGGGUGUCUCCACAGCAAAAGAAGUUUAUGAAAUUCUGAGUCACCGGGGAUGGCAAGCCAUAUUCCCACUUUUCACGACUGUACAUGAGAUCUGCAUCGGUCAGCUCCCAUCGUCAGCAAUAGUCGAAUACAGUGAGCAGGCGACAAAUUUCUCCAUUGUGGAAGGUCUUGCUCAGUACUGCUGAAUCCCUAAAUGUAUCUACUCGCAGAUCGACCACAUUAAGUCGAACUUCUGCAUGAACUUUAUGAAACCACAGACAUUUUUCAUUGUGGAAUCAAAACCACUUGAAAAUAUUAUCCCUUGCAUGCUAUCAUCAGUAAAUUUUCCUUGUAAUUUAUCGAAAGUUCUUUUCCCUCA